Molecule: messenger RNA, 2588 nt
Organism: Selaginella moellendorffii
Lineage: Eukaryota; Viridiplantae; Streptophyta; Lycopodiopsida; Selaginellales; Selaginellaceae
Product: receptor-like protein kinase BRI1-like 3
Exons: 3
Coding region: 1-2346 (781 amino acids)
Molecular function (GO): receptor serine/threonine kinase binding
Source: RefSeq, a predicted model, not a curated record
AUGCGAAAAGGAAAAGUUUGUCUAGCAUUCCAUCAACUUGUGAAUGCCGCGAUUGUCACAGACUUUGCAGAUUGGGCACUGCUUGAUACAAUACUUGAGACCGCAAUCGAACUCGCUCAGUUCUUGCUCCUUAUUGCAAAAUUCCCUCCAAGAAAAAUCCGAGAAGAGAUUACACUGGAGCUCGGCAUCCCGACCUUUUCACUUCACUCGGUUGCAAGGGAGAAUGUUGCGCACAAUUCUCGUGCUUCUGUCACUGGCAGCUGCAAAAGGAGAAGAUCGUGCAACGCUCUUGCGCUUCAAGAACCAGAUUCGUGUCACUGGCAUGGAGUCAAUUGCUCCAGCUCGGGCCGGAUCACUGGACUUGAUCUUCAGUCACUAUCACUGCCCAGGCCUGCUUUGCUCGAUGCGAUCCAAGACCUGUCCCAUCUAGAGGAGCUCCACAUCUCCCAGACCAAUUUCACCGGAUCGUCCACCAAUCGUUCGCUGCGAAGUUGCAACCUGGAAGCUCUCGACUUGUCUCAAAACAAGCUCACUGGCGAUGAUAAUCUUCUGCUUCAGAUCCUCGAGAGCUGCGGCGGGACGAUCAGAGCUCUCAACCUUUCUUCCAACGAGCUCACUCGCGAUGAUAUGCUGUCGUUGCCCCUCUUCUCCCGGGAGAGGUCUUGCAACUUGACGGUCUUGGACGUCUCAAACAACCGGCUCGUCGGCGAGUUUCCUCCCAGGAUCCUCUCCACUUGCGUUGAACUUCAAAAGGUCUUCCUGUCCAGCAACAAUCUCUCUCAGAUCUUUUUCCCCGGCUGCAAAAACCUGAUUAGUAUCAACAUCUCGUUCAACCAGAUAUCGGGAGAGUUAUUCGCUCCCGAAAGCAGAUGUACCUCACUGAAAGUUCUCGCUAUCGCUCGCAACGCCUUCUCCGGGGAUUUCUUCUCGCUGUUUGGAGCAAGCCAGCGCUCGCACAACUCCAGCUCGAGCAGCUUCUUUCCCGUCGUUGAGAGGAUCGAUGCCGCCUACAACAAAUUCACGGGUGAGGUUCCAGCGCAUAUUGGAGUGCUCACGAGGUACAUGGAUCUCAGCUCCAACAAUCUCACCACCAUAGGAAACCAGCAGCUUUGCAGCUCCAACUCAAGCCUGGAAAGUUUGCUCCUACAGAACAAUCGCCUGGAUGGUGAGCACAAUGUGUUUGGCUCCCUCCAAAGGUGUGCUAGUUUGAAGAUGCUGGACGUGAGCUUCAACACGCUUGCCGGAGAACUCCCCAGCAGCCUAUGCCAAAACCAUCCACAGCUCAGGCACCUGAUCCUCUGGGCGAAUAGCUUCGAAGGACAAAUACCAUCCGCUUUGGCCAAAUGCAAAAACCUCGUCAACUUGAUGCUGAGUUUCAAUCGUUUCGAGGGAGAGAUUCCAUCACAGCUCUCCGACCUGCAAGACCUGCAAUGGUUGAGCUUGAGCAACAACAGGCUUAGUGGUGAGAUACCUGCUGCGCUGGGACGCCUCCACAGGAUGACCGUACUCCAGCUAAGAGACAAUCGCCUGCAAGGAGAGAUUCCAUCAGAGCUCGAGCAGUGCGAGAAUUUGCUGAUGAUAGACUUUGCCGGCAACUUGCUGAGUGGAAAUAUCCCUGCUCGCAUCGGCAAAAGUUCGAGUAGCCUCCUGACACUGGUACCUCGAGUAGAGAGAAACUUGGGAGAGUUGAGGUACGUGACACCGGCGCUGGCUCUUCCAACCUGCACUGGAGCGAGUGGAGUUUUUGGAGUCCAGGGAAUUGCACUGGAGGAUUUUGAAGCAUUGCUUGCCGCGAGAACCAGGUGUGAUGCUCACGUCGGUUUCUUUCCCCCGGUUACUCUCGAUCUCAGCAGCCCCAUUUACUUGGACGUCUCGAACAACAACCUCACUGGAGAGAUACCGCUCGAACUUGGCAGGAUGGAGGAUCUUAUAGUCCUUGGUCUCGCCUACAAUUCUCUCACAGGAGAAAUCCCGGCAGGCUUUGGAACCAUCCCGACUCUGGACACGGUUGACAUGUCGCACAAUCUCCUCCAAGGUGGCAUUCCGGGCGGCUUUGCGAGUCUCGGCACUCUCACCCGGCUCAACGUCUCGUAUAACAACCUGUCUGGAAUCGUUCCCCAGGGCCCCCAGACUGGAACUUUUAUCCUCGAUGGAAAUCCCCGCCUGUGCAACCAUCUCGAGGUCCCGGGCUGUGCCGCCCCGGUUGAUGCCACGCCACAAAGUUUUUCACGGGGUGGCGACGAUGGCUUCGGCGGCAUCGUUGGGAUGGGAGUUGCUCUUGGAGUCGUCGCAUUUGUACCCAGCGCCAUUCUGUCCUUCAGGUAUUUAUCGCCACUGUUCUUCUAGAGUCCUUCGAAAAAGAUUGGGGAGUGAAUCAGGCAUUGUCGGAAUCUCUUAACGGCGGCCACUGUAUGCCCGCGGAACUCUUAGCUCUUGCAGUUAAAACGCUGUCGAUACGUAUCAGAUGCUGCAAGCGUUACUCGCAAGCAGGACUACAAUUCUUACAAGCUUACCUGGUUUUAUUCACGUUGACCUGUAACAUGAAAUAAGUAGCAAGAAUAAAAUGGUAAUAUCAACACCUUGUUAGA